GGCAAAUUAAAGAGAGAAUAAAAGUGAAAAGAAAUGGCAGGUCCUUCUUCAUGCGGAGCAUGCAAGUUCUUGAGAAGACGAUGCUCCAACGAAUGCAUUUUCGCGCCUUACUUUUGUUAUGAAGAGGCAGCUAAUCAUUUCGCCGCUGUUCACAAGGUGUUUGGAGCAAGCAACGUUUCAAAGCUACUGUUUCACCUCCCCAUGCACUGCCGCGGUGAAGCUGCUAUGACCAUUUCAUAUGAAGCCUUGGCUAGGAUGCACGAUCCUAUUUAUGGCUGCGUUGGUCACAUUUUUGCACUCCAGCACCAGGUAGCUAGCCUCAUUGAGGAGAUUGAAAUUAUGGAGAACCAAAUAGCCACCUGUCCAGCUGAAGUGCCCAUGCAGAACAACAUUCAUACGUUACAAUAUUCCUUGGAAUGCAAUAACAUGAACUUGGAAAAUAACCAUGUGAAUCAUAGUAUCACAUCGCCAUCAGAUGUCAUUGAUACAUUAGCGAAUGAAGCUUUCGGUACCCACAUGAUGAAUCCAGAGCUUCCAGAGAUAAAUGGAUUUUCCAUUCCCUUCUUUGAUUUUGAUUUAGAUAUCUCAGACAGAGUCUUUGAAGGGCCAGGCCCAAUUCAUCAAUCUCCACUUGCUAUCUUUAGUGACUGGGAACAAUUUUAGCUGAAGAAAGUCAAGGUUUUCCUCGAAGGGGGCUUGUUUUGACAUCAAAAGGAAACUCUAUCCUGCACUCAUGCAUUGAUAUGUUUUAUGUUGUAUAUAUAACGAUGUUCGUUCUAAUAUAUCCUAGACAAAUUUUGGAU
Molecule: messenger RNA, 803 nt
Organism: Lycium barbarum (goji berry)
Lineage: Eukaryota; Viridiplantae; Streptophyta; Magnoliopsida; Solanales; Solanaceae
Product: LOB domain-containing protein 33-like
Exons: 2
Coding region: 34-663 (209 amino acids)
Biological process (GO): positive regulation of DNA-templated transcription; hormone-mediated signaling pathway
Cellular component (GO): nucleus
Source: RefSeq, a predicted model, not a curated record